Anopheles aquasalis is the source of this 1623-nucleotide messenger RNA. RefSeq names its product CWF19-like protein 1 homolog. Gene Ontology annotation, biological process: mRNA splicing, via spliceosome. Gene Ontology annotation, molecular function: RNA lariat debranching enzyme activator activity. Gene Ontology annotation, cellular component: post-mRNA release spliceosomal complex. The record is from RefSeq and is a predicted model, not a curated record. Lineage: Eukaryota; Metazoa; Arthropoda; Insecta; Diptera; Culicidae.
AUGGAGCCAAAACUGAAGCUGUUAGUUUGCGGCGAUGUUCGCGGGAAACUAAAAUCAUUCUUCGGGCGCAUCGAUACCAUCAACAAAAAGAGCGGGCCUUUCGACCUCGUGCUCUGCGUUGGGGAUUUUUUUGGGCCCGACACCGAGUCCGAGAUUCUGCAAGAGUACAAACGACGGCUAAAAACAAUCCCGGCGCCGGUGUACAUUCUCGGACCAUCGAACAAAGAAUUGGCCCAGCACUACGCGGAAACGCAGGACGGAGAUUUAUGCACCAACCUCAGCUAUUUGGGCAAACGCGGGUUGUACACGACCACUGGAGGCCUGAAAAUUGCCUAUCUCAGUGGAAAGGCAAGCGCAGGAGAUGCGGCGGAAUCGAACGAGUGGACGUACUCAAAGGCCGACGUUAUCGCGGUGCGAGAUUCGUGUUUAGCUAGCAAGGGAAACAUGGGUGACUUCCGAGGGAUUGACAUCCUGCUUACGUUCCAGUGGCCUUUCGGGAUACGCGAGGAGGUAUCGGAUAGUUCCAAGCUUGUCUCCUGGUUGGCAAAUGCCAUCAAACCGAGAUAUCAUUUCUGUGGCACGAAUGGUGAAUUCUACGAGUCACCGCCCUAUAGGAACCUGCCGGAUAAAAAUACGGAGAUGGAGUUGGCAACGCGAUUCGUUGGAUUGGCCAGUUUUGGUAACCCAGAGAAGAAGAAACACGUCUACGCAUUGAGUAUAACUCCCGUGGAGAAAAUGCGUGUCUUGGAGUUGAUUCAGAAGACCACGGACGAAGUACCUUCCCCGUAUCAGGGAUUAUCCUUCUUCGAUGAAGGUGAUGGCAAGGCGCAGCAUGAGAAAUCCGAUAAUCAGUACUUUUACGAUAUGAACACCUAUGACGAUCGACGGAACAAGCGUAGAAACAACGAUCCCAAUCAUGGACAGAAGCGUCAAAGGCCAUCGUUCGAUCAGGAGAAGUGUUGGUUCUGCCUAUCCGCUGGUAGUAUCGAGAAACAUCUUAUCAUCUCAGUCGGCGAUCAUUUCUAUCUGGCGCUGGCCAAAGGUCCCAUCGAUGAAGCGCAUAUACUGAUUCUAUCGAUAACACACAUCCAGUGUGCGGCGCUUCUUUCGGAGGAACAGUGGAACGAGUUGACGCGAUUCAAGGAAGCUUUGACACAGUUCUACGCGGAUCGAGAACAGAAGGCGUUCUUUUACGAGCGCAACUUCAAGACGGGUCACCUUCAGAUCAAUGCAAUUGGCAUUGAGGAAAACGUGGCGUGGAAGCUACAGCACGCACUGGAGGACAAAUCGGAAGAGUACAGCUUCCAGAUGGAGAAAAUACCCAAACUGUCGGCCCCAUCCGAUCUGCCCGAACGAGGCCCAUACUUUGUGGCGGAACUGCCGGAUGGAACGGGAAUGCUGACACGCCAAAUGAAAGGCUUCCCGCUGCACUUCGGACGGGAGGUGAUCUGCGAUUCCAAUGUGCUCAACUGUGAGGAGAAAGCGGACUGGCGGCAGUGCAAUCUGCCCAAGGAGGAGGAAGAGCGAAUGGUUAAAGAUUUCCGUGAAAGCUUUAAACCGUACGAUUUCACUCUGUAAAUUAAGGACAUGGCGAUGAGUACAAAAGAGACGAACGGAAUUGAA